This is a messenger RNA of Amoebophrya sp. A120, 3375 nucleotides long. NCBI's taxonomy places the organism in Eukaryota, Dinophyceae, Syndiniales, Amoebophryaceae. The record is from the annotation of a GenBank genome assembly.
AGCAUGAUGAAGUUGAAGUUGUUUAGCAUACAAGAUUGGCGGUGAUUUUUUGCCGCCUUCCUCGAGGCCGCUGUCUCUACCUCCUGUCUCUACCUGGUUUUGAGGCAACCGCCCUCGUUCAGGUACCGAAGUGGAGCUACUUAAUGACCGAGGCGGGGAGGUUAGUUUAGUAUUAGUUGUGCCAGUUUCUAUUUCCAGCCCGUAGGCACGCGAUUCGUCCUCGCAUAGAAGUACUUAUUUUAUCUUCAAUGUCCUCCUCGUCGAGCUCUUACAGCAGCUCGUCGUCAGCCGAUGAAGGUGGCGCAAAAGAACAACGAGGCAGUUCUAAGCGACGACGCCGACGCAGUCGCCGUGUGAAAAGACGAGCUUCAGAUGCAACUUCGUUUAUGGUCUGGCCACCAAAUAAAGCCUGGCACUCUCAACGAACUCAUGUGUGGGCAGAGGGCAUUCAUUUGCCCGUAUGAUUUUUCAUAUUCGUCGGAAAAAGCAUUCAUGCGCCACUUUUUUUAUAGAAAAAUGCGUACAGUGACCUACCGAAACUUCUAUUUUGAAGAUUUUACAUUGCAAUAUAGAAAAAUGCGUACAAGAACUAUCGUCCACAUUGAUCACAGUCCUGAAGUUUGACCCUUAGAGCGGGGUAACAAAUUAAGACGAUUUGUGGUCAUCCCACUUUUCACCCGCCCGGCCGGGUGGGUGAAAAGUGGGACGGAACCGGAUCCACGCGUACGCGAACGGAGAAAAGCAAGAUCCGGCCAGUCGGCCCGGAUCGUGGUUCUGUCCCACUUUCCACCUACCCGGCUGGGCGGGUGAAAAUGAGGUUGCAGCUUUGCUUCGGCGUGCAAUGAAUGUCGUCGUCCUCACACUCGCUUUGUUGAGUGGGGUCAAGUGUUUAUUUUUUGUCUUGGGAUUGCAACCUAUUCCAGCUCGAGCGGAUCGGAUUCCAGCACGAGAAGCAGUGCCUCAGGUUCGUACGUAGCUCCUCCUUCCGGUCGACAAGAUCAUCGACGCAAGGCGAUGAAGGCAAAGAAACAAAAUAAGAACUUGGCGGCGCAGCGACUACGAACAAGCGCACAAACAAAGCAUGAGGGCAAAAGGACCAGCAGUGGCCGCGUCCCGCGUCGUGGCAGCGGUGUGUCUGCGUUCGGAAGUGCGGAUGAAGUCCUCGGACCAAGAAGAAUCGUAUCACCCUUCACGCCCAACGUUGAAGGAACAGAUCAGGCAAGACCACUACUCGGACACCCCGGGACACCACCAGCGGUGGUGCGAGCGCAAACUGGAAGACCACCAUUUGCAUUCUCGAAAAGUAGAGCAAGAGCAGGUGAAGCAGGUGCAGGACUUGUUGAUACCGGUGGCCGCGGGGCACCAAGUUCACAGCAGAAGCGACCUUUAACCGGCUACAUAAACAGCGACUCGGAUGGCGGUCCAGACUACGCAGCGCUCAACAUAAAAAAGCCUUCCGCAGCCUUCGUCACGGUAUCACGCAAGCCACCUUCUCCUGGCCGAGCGGGCCUGCAGAGAACCCGACAAGAAACCCUGGAACGCUCGCGAGAAAGGGCCAGACGCUGCAUCUUUGUUGUGCUGCUGCUAGUUGCUGCCGUAGUUUUAUUCCUCGCGCUGCUGUCUUGGACAGGUAGAGGUAGUACAGGUUCUAACUCUUAGUUGGUUCUUUUCGCAUCUUGCUGUUUCCCCGUAUCUAUAUAUAUCUCCUUUUAUUUAGAGUUUACGACUAUCUAAAGUUCUUUGUUGAAAAGGCGGUUGCCCAAAAACACCCUGGUCGAUAUUAGGGCUGGAACAAAAGGAGAACAUGAACUGUUGCCCUCGUCACAUUCGGUCGAAAUGACUUCGCGGGAGGUCUGUUUUAUAGAUCAUGACUCGAACAACAUAAAGUCAGAUACGUUAAUGGAUCACAGACUGUGUGGUCCUCUGUGAGUGUGACAUAAAUUUGCUGCCCACUUGAUGUAGCGAAUGAAUUUAAAUGAAGGUAAUAGCGGUAGUGCGGGGCCCCCCGGUUUUCCUGCACCUGCUGUCCAUCUUACGAAAAUGGGACGCAAGAAAGCGGCAAAUAAGGCUAAGAAGAGGAGCACGUCACGAGAUCACAAUCAGAAAAUCAAGAGUGGUCGAGUUUUGUUGACAACAUGCAAUUGCAUUUGCGCUUUCCCACCAGCGACAUUGACCACAUGAAAACCCGUUUCUAAGUACGCGUAUCGGUUACGUGAGAGGUCAUGGACCACGUGGCUCACAUCUUGUCCAAUCUACUGAUGAAAGUUUGUUCAGAGUGUACUUCAGGGACUUUGCCAUUCACUUCUGAUCGUGAAGGUGAACGUGAUCAACCCACCGGGGACGCUUUUCUUGUAGUUUUCCUUUCCACAAAGCAGCCGGUGCCGGCAUCGGCUUACCAUGCAGGGGCAGUCGGAGCGGGUCCGGGCGGAGCACAUGACUAUUACGCCGGGGCGGUUGGACCCGCCACGCCUCCUGGUGGACCGGCGGCACCGGGGUUCCUGUCCGGCCCGGUCCCGGACCACCACUCUAGCUCUUCCAGCUGGGGAAUCGCGGAAAUGCUGCAGCGCUGGCUGCAGUCGCCUGCACUCGUCGCCGCAUUGAUUCUCGGAAGUCUUCUUGCUGUAGGAGGAGUCUUAUGGUACCUAGGUGUUCUGGUCCUAUAGUGAUAAAACCUACGACAGAAGGUGGGAAUAAGAAAAGUAGUAAAAUAAAUGACAGUCAUUGUCAUAUUGUUCUUUAUUUUUUAUUUUUGAUACUUACCAUGCUUGAAUAUGAAAAAAGUAGUUCUUAAGUUUAUGCGUGACGCCCAUUUUAUUUAAAAUGGACGAGCAGCAGGCGCUUGUGCUGGUGCAGGUUUGUCCCGCCCGGGAGUUUACGAAAGUGAAAUCCAGACAUCGCUGCUAGCCAAUAAGCAAAAAAUCCUCUACUUAAUCCAGCCUAAAAGCGGGCAUAUCUCUCUUCGCAGCGACGAAAUACAGCUGCUUGUAUCGUGGUACCAGCUGUACGACCUAACCUACCCUUCUAACAUGAUUCUGUGCCCCUUGGUGAUACUAGGGAGGCUAAGGAAAUACAACAAGACCCAGAGGAACUCCACGACGACAGCACCAGCGUAUUCAGAUAUUAAUUUUCGGUCGGCGGGGUGUUUGGUAUUGCUGCGGUGUUUCGACUUGCUCUCUAGCUUUACUCGCACACCAUAGAAUGACGUCAGCAUCGGACCAUGCUCUACUUUUGCUAGCUGCUCAUGAAGCAUUUGAGUUGACCACGUACCGGGGCUAAAGCUGCAGGUACAUCAGUGCAGUUUGCUUUUUUGUCUGCAGAAACUGAUAAAAAGAACGCAGGACGAAAAAAAAAAAAUAGAAUUCCUGUCGACGGCAU